Molecule: messenger RNA, 999 nt
Organism: Talaromyces proteolyticus
Lineage: Eukaryota; Fungi; Ascomycota; Eurotiomycetes; Eurotiales; Trichocomaceae
Product: dihydrodipicolinate synthetase family protein
Exons: 1
Coding region: 1-999 (332 amino acids)
Molecular function (GO): 4-hydroxy-tetrahydrodipicolinate synthase activity
Source: RefSeq, a predicted model, not a curated record
AUGAGGACUCCCCUUCGUCCCGGGGUAUACUGCCCAACAGUGACCUUUUUCGACCCUCAGACCGAAGAACUUGACAUCCCAUCGAUCCGCAAGCAUGCUGUCCGGCUAGCAAAGGCCGGGCUUGUUGGGCUUGUCACGAUGGGUUCCAACGGCGAAGCAGUACACUUGACCCGCGAAGAGCGGAAGACGGUCACUCGCGAGUCUCGUGCUGCUCUCGACGAAGCCGGAUACCAGAACGUGCCCAUUAUCGCCGGGGCGAGCGAGCAAAGCAUCCGGGGCAGCAUCGAACUGGCGAAGGAAUGCGCCGAGGCUGGUGCAGAAUACGUCCUGAUCGUGCCGCCCAGUUACUACCGCUAUGCCGUGGGCAAUGACCAGUCAAUCUAUGAGUUUUUCACCGGCGUGGCGGAUAGGUCUCCCGUGCCUGUGAUUCUAUACAACUAUCCAGGAGCUGUGGCGGGUAUCGAUAUGGACUCGGAUCUGAUCAUUCGCAUCUCUCAACACCCGAAUAUCGUCGGAACCAAGUUUACUUGUGCGAAUACUGGGAAGUUGACCCGAGUCGCUCGUGCUCUCAAUGCCAUUACCCCUCCUGCUCCUUUUGCGACCAAGCCUCUGUCAACAACGAAGACAACCGCAAACCAUCAAUACGUUGCUUUUGGCGGCAUUGCCGACUUCGCUCUGCAGACUCUUAUCUCAGGAGGCUCGGCUAUUAUUGUUGGCGGGGCCAACGUGAUUCCUCGCACGUGUGUAGAGAUAUUCAACCUAUGGAGCCAAGGGAAGAUCGCGGAGGCAUAUGAGUUGCAGAAGGUACUGAGCGAUGGCGACUGGGUGCUGACAAAGGCAGCUAUUCCUGGAACGAAGCAGGCUAUUCAGCUUUUCUUUGGAUACGGUGGCUAUCCCCGGCGGCCAUUGCGCCGAUUGGAUGAGGCGAGCAUCAAGGAUCUUGAAGGAAAGCUUCAAGAAAUCAUGACAGUGGAACGUAGCUUACCAGACUUUGCUUAG